UAAAGCAGACUUACAGAAACCCUACUUAAGCCCCUGUUCAAAUUUCUACUGCAUAAAUAUCUUCAGGAUUUUUCCACAAGUAUUCUACAUAAAAUAGAACUGUCUUGAGUUCAGAAAGUGUUUGGACAAUGCCCUCAGGCACAUGGUGUGAUUCUUGGGGUGUCCUGUGCAGGCCCAGGAGGGGACUCGAUGAUCCUGAUGGGUCCCUUCCAAUUCAGCACAUUCUAUGAUUCUGUGUCUAAAAGGAAGUAGAACAACUUUCAAAUGCAAGACCAGGGAAUGUAAUGUAUCAAAAUAAAUGGCCAAGUGUAGCUUCUCUAAAGGUGCAUAGAUUUUGCAGAAAUCAUUGACCAGAUUUCAUUUUAUAUUGAAGAUCAGGCCCUGUUAAAAAGACCUAUGAAACUUUUGUAGAGAAUUAUUUGUACUCCAUAUGGUUAAAUUCCUACAUGGUUGUAAAAAGUGCUUAUCAAUUGAAUUUCCCACUCAUCUAAAAUACUGGUAGUGGCUUUUUUAACAGUAGUUUUAGCAAAAUUAAUUAGUUCAUUAAAUCAGUUGGGACUGGUUUAAGUUUGUGCUUAAGGUUUCUUACCAGGUGUGAAUAGGAUCCAAGUUGCAGAAUGCAAUUUAUAGGCACAGUAAAAUUACUUGAUGACAUAGUGUAUAUAUCAAAGAUUAUGGUUGCUUUUCUGGAGUUUUUUUUACAGCAUAACAACACUAAGGUGGUGUGGCUGUUAGAAAAGGAUGUGGCCACAUUUGCCCACAUAAAUUGCUUUCAACUCUGUCUCAUUACAGUGUCUCGGAGGUCUCAAGGCAGUAGUUGCUGUCCCCCCCAAAAAAGAGGCAAAACAGGAAUGGGUGUCAUGUAUCUCUCUUUUUGUUGUCCUUUUUGGAUCUGAAAGAGAUGUUUAAAAACUUGAGCUGUUUUGUUGCUUUCCUUUCUGCUGUGCAGAGAGGAGUUCUGUAGCAUGAGUUCAUUCUUCAUGAGAGCUCAGUGAUGCUAAAGCCAAAGAACUGCCCACUUCUGUCUUUUGUUAACUUGUAAGAAGCUUUUGACUCCAGUGAUUGCAGUCAUCUUUUAAAAUAUCCUUUCAUACUGUAUAAUUCCAGAACACCAGUCAGGGCAGUGUGAGUAACCCGUCAGAAAUGUCCCUUGUCAGGAUUUCGGUCACAAGGUUUCCUCACAGCACCACAGGCUCUGGCCUCUCAUGCAUUACUUGUGUAUUACAUGAUCUUUGAAACCAGUGGCUCACUUUUCUUCUGAAAAGGCAAUUGUGUAGGACACAAAAGUCUUUUGUUUGCUGUUUGUAUCUGACAAGCAGAUUGAUUGAUUAUGUGUUUGAUUAGGUCCUUGGCUCUGCACAGAGGAGUCCAGUGCAGUGAAAGCAGCAUCACGUGAAUGUUAAUGCAGUAAUUCAUACUUCCGAGAGACCAGAGAGAGUGGGACAACUUAUGGUCAAUUUUAGAUGUUCAAGCUCUGAAAUUGCUCACACUGUAAACACCUCCAAACUCCUGGGUAAUACUGAAAACAAGCAAUACACUCCAUUGCCACAGUUUUAUGGGAAGAAAUGGAAGAAAAUUUGCUCUUCAUUAAACUAAAGAGGCUUAGCUUCUCUGAGCUGUCAGAUUCUUGUUUGCAUUUCAAAGAGACUCACUGAGAAGGUCGCAUACUUUUGGCUGAUUGUGCCUGUAUAUCAGUGGCAUACAUGAUUAGCUUUAAAUAGCUGUUCUAGAAGUCUGUGACACAGACCCUGGACCUUCAAGAGCUGGGGUCAUUAGGCCACUAAUUUUGCUGUUACACUUUUUUCAUCAUCUAUAUGUUAGGGAAAUCAUAAUGCCCUAGAGGAGCCUUAUGUAAAUACCGUGACAUUUCUUCCCUCCAUCAUGUUUUUUAAUUUUUAUUCUCAGCACUAGUCAGAAAAAAAGGACGUUCCUUGCAGAAGAUCAGUUAACUAAAGAUCAUUACAUAGAUUACCAAGUCUAUCUACCAAGAAGCACAUACUGAAUAAUUUCAAGUCAACAGGCAAAAUUUCAGUUAAGAAAGUGAUCUGACAACUCUGUAUUGUCACUAAGACAAGCAGUUUCUGCAUAUUCCAUUUCCAUCUCCUCUAUUCCAAACUAAUGCUCAGAUCAAGCUAACUGUAGGGAUAGGUGUUUGUUACACUGAAAACUUCUUGAAAUGUUUUUACAAAUAGGAUUUAUCAAGAUGUUUAGUGCACUAGUUAAUGUUUGCCAUGAAUUUUCUCCUAGCACAGUUCCACAUGCAUUGCUCUGAAUCUACUUCAUGGUAACUUAAAAUGCUAAUUUCUUAAUGUCUCUCCAUAGUAGCCAUGGCAUGAAGGAGACAGAGAGGAUCCAAAGGAUCCUGUGAAGAUGCUGAGGUCAUCAGCCCUGAAACUGGUCGAACAUGUUGAGUGAGAGAGGCAACAACUGACAGAAGCUGUGCCAAGCUGGAAAACAGUUGUCCCAGUGUCACCUGUGGUCAGGGAGGAAGUGGGUCAAAAGAAACUAACCAAAAGGGUAAAACCUUAAGCAACCUGUCAUCACUCCUUCCCACCCCUUCCUGUCACCUUUGCAAUCUGUUUGCAUACCAUGUCAUCUCUCCAAAAUUCUUGGCAGCUCACCAGCCUAGCACAGGCUUCCUGUCACGUGGAAAAUGAUUGCCAUGGCAUUUACCCUGUCACUGAGCACAGCCAGCCAAGAGAAGCUCGCUCCAAAGGCAAGGUGGUGCGUGAAGGUCAGAGCAGAGCUGCCCUGUCCAGGGGUCGUCAUCUUUUAUUUUUAAGUCAAAACCAAGGUCCUUAUAUUGUUGUUUGAAUGCUGAAGCUGUUGCAUUAUCACAAGGCUCAAGGUAAAAUCAACAGGAGCUGGCAAUACACUGAUUCUUUAAGUCACUUCUUCAGUGCCCUCUUCAGGACCUUUGUGCUCCAUGGCAAAUGGUUUUACCUUGGUCUCAGUUGUCCUUCUGGACAAGUUGGAGGACAACUUUUUGACACAUUCAUUGCUUCAAGUAAAAGAUUCCCGUCCACCAGAACACUAAAUAGCUGCAAUGUUUCUGAGCAUGAUCUUUUUGUGGGUAGUCCUGUGGUAUUUACACAAAAGAUGAAUUUCUGGUAUAAUCUUAGGAAGAAUGACUAUUUCACACUCCAUAGGAAAAAAUUACAUUUUUCAAGGGAGGGCUUGUGUUUUGUUUUUUUUUUUUCAAAUACAUUGAAAGAGAUAUCUGCUUAACAGUUUUUGUUUCUGCAUGUUUGAUCAUAGCCCUGUUGCUGCUUGUUUCCAUGAAAAUUGCAUACCUAUGCAAUGCAAUACCAUCUUAGGGUAUUUAUUUUUAGGCAAUAGUGAGACUGCAGCACAAAUUUAUCAUUUUUAUCACUCUAUAACAGAAACUAGAACUGAUGUUAUAGCUUGUGACAGAUUUUAAGAUUAAUAUUUCUUUAAAUUAAAUACAGAAAACAGUACAUAAAAUAUGAACCCUACAUUAUCCUACCUUUUCUCUCAUUUUGGUAGAACAUAUUUGGCUUCCUAUAUUAUGCAGAGGCUUCUGUGACCCCCAGUGCACUGCACAGGUGUUCCCACAGUGAUGGAUUCUGGCGUACAUCCCUUAAGUAGAACCAGACUUUGAAUUUAGGUAUGUAAACAGUCCAGAGGCAGUGAUACAGACAAACCACUUGUCAGAGGGCCAUUUCAGAGCCAGUAGCAGAAGCUUCUGUCCUGGAGGCUGAGCUGAACUGUGGCAGCAAAACAGGUAAGUGCAUCAGAGUAGAACUGGCUGUCCCAGGGUAGACCAAGGGUCUCCUUGGUCCCAUCCCAUCCCCAGCACUGCCCAGAAGCUAAUGAAAAGUCUAAUAAUGACCAGGCCAAGCAUUUGGGGGCACUUCCUUAGUACACCCUCCCACACAAUUUGAAAGUUAUGGACUUCUUGAGACUGAUGCAUUGGUAUUUAAUAGCAUAAAUAAAUAGAUAUUUCCAUGAAUUUGUCUAAUCACUUUUUGAAUCCACAUCUCAAAAUGCACUGCAUCCCCUGGAAAGGAAUUACCCGAGUUAAGCGUGCUUUGUGAAGAGACAUAUCUCUUUUUGUUUGUUUUGAACCCAUUGCCCUGUAGUUCUUUUGAAGAUGCUUUUUAUAUAGGAAAAGACAGUUUUGUGCUCUCACCUCUAGCCUACUGAUGACUGUUUUUUUUUCUUACUUUUUUUUCUCUUCCAGCCUCUAAAAGUCCUUGUCUAGUCAGGCACAUUCCACACAGGAGCUGUUCCAUACCUGCAAUUGUCACUGUUGCCCUCUCUGAACCUUGCCCAGCUUUCCUACACCAUUUUUGAGAGGGAGAUAAGAACUGUGCACAAUUCUAGACACAGGUGCAUCACGUUGGCAUAGAGAUAUUUGUUCUCUAUUCUGCUCUCCAUUUUGCAAAAAGUCUUAACACGAUGUGUUUUUCUGACACUUGCUGAGCACUAGGCUGACAUUAUCUUAAAACUUUUUUUUAAUUAAGGGAAUAACUUUUUAGAAUCUAAGCCUCAGAAUAACCAUGUCUUUCACCUCCUCUCUCUUGCUCAUGACCCAGAUAGCUUUUAGAAGACAAGGUGACCAUUGGCUCAGGUAGUUUUUCUGCCAGUCCCUCCCAGUAGUCAUUCUACCACAGCCUUCUAACAGCAGCUGAUGAAGGUGUGCAAACUCCUUGCAUUUUGGUAGGACUGUCCCAGACUGGUUUAUCUCCACUCCUUUCAUUAUUUAGCUGGCUUUAUUUGUUUAGUUUUGUAAUUUGUUACUUCCCUUCCAUGUUAGUUUUAAUUAGCCAUAUUGCACUUUUUACAUGGCUUCAUCUCUUUCUUCAAAGCCGCAUCUGUGUGCCUCUUGUAUUUCCUUGUCUUUGCUACAGUGGCUUUCCUGAUAGGUAUCUGACUUUUCCGGGCAGUGAAGCCUUUUAUUGGAGUUGGUGGACUGUUUCAAUGUGGGAUUUCUUUUGAUUUUGAAUACAAUAUAUUUACUUUUCUAAGAAUAAUUGUAUUUACUUUUCUAAAAGAAGCAGGGAUACUGCCCAAGAUGCACAAAUACAAUAGUGUCCUUUUUGAAAGAGCAAAGAAUAUUUUAUUUCAUGCAAAUCUACUAUUUACUUAUAACUUUAUUUUCUAAUAUUAGCCCUGGGGGGGGAAGUCUUAGCCUGAAUAAAUAAUGAGUGAUAUAUGUGAUAGACUGAAGAAUUCUUGCUUUUCCUUGUGAAGAAGGGGUUAACUAUAACUCACAGUCUCUCUCCUCUUGCAGAACUACUCAAGAUAAAGCUAUUUCUUGGAAGAAUACCCUUAGGAAGUUAGUGACCUAGAAUGAGCUUGGCAUAGAAGUGCCUUUUAGCCUUAACUGUGAUAUUUGCUGCUGCGAUCUAGACAAAUGGGUUUUGACAGGCUUCACAAACAGCUUGAGGUCUGAGCCUAUGAGCUUUCCUUGGGCAAGUAAAAGCUGUGGAGUCAGGUGUUUCUUCGUGAGACAAACAUCAAAAUUCCCAAACCCCAGGAUGGUGCACAGUGGGGCAGUUAGAAGUCCUAUCCCUUGUAAGACUAUGAAAAGGACAUGGCAAGCAGUGAAACAUGCUCCCUGCCAGGGACAGGUCAUGAAGUUCAAGCACUGCUUUGAACUGGGACCGAGGUUGUAUUUUUAAUAUCCCUUGACAUAAGGCCCGGGGAGAGCUGGUGAUGGCACACCAAGCUGGCAGCCUGCCUUGGGCAUCAGAAUAUGCUUCUGUGGCCCCGACACCUCCACCACAAGCUGCUGAGCAAUCUAGAGACAGGAUUUUGCUGUGGAAGCAAGGGGGAGCAGCAGAGAGGGCUGGUACCUAAGCCCUUCCUAUGUGGAUUUCUCCUGUAUGCACUGAGCCCAUGGUAGUGGGGCAGCUGGGGGGGAUGCACUGAUUCAGGGCCCACCUCCUCCUGCUUAUGAGAGGAAGGAUUUUCCUCCUACUCCAACUAUUUUUUCAGGCACUAACCUCAGAAUUUAUUGCUCGCUUGGUAAACGUAGCAAGUAGCCUAGCAGUUAGGGUUGAGUGGUUAUCUCCUGUGCAUACACAAGUGAGGGGUGAUGUAUAGAAGGCACACACUGGAAGAAUUUAAUCUGGCCCCUACAAAACACUCUGAUCCUUGCAAAUCUUUUAUUUCGUUUGUUUUCCUUGAUCCUUUUUUCAGAUCUGGGGUUUUUAUAACUGAAGGAGAAUUCAAAUAAAUCAGCAACCAGAGAAAAUGCCAAACAACCACAGUCAAACUUUCCCAGUAUUUUAAACUAAUAGACUCCCUUCUCAAGAUAUUAAGCCUAACAGGAUUUGAUUGCGCUUUCUCAGCCGGAGAAUUUCUGUCAGUACCUCUGCCAAAUGCACGGUCUCACGGAGGGAGGAUUUGAUAGAGAUCCAGGUUAAGUCAGCCUCUUCAUUCAGAGACAGUGACUGCCAGCCCCACACAGGCUGCAGCGAGGCCACCCAAAUGUUGAGUUUCCACUGAGGAAAGCCAAGUUCCCCACACUCGUUUUUUAUUUUUGCAACCGUAGCAGGGCUGUGUCCUUGGGUUCUUUCCAUGCCAAAUAAAGCGUCUGCACAUUUUGUCUAGUUCAUUAUUGUACUGUUGAGGCACUUCAUACCAGGAACACCUGCAAAAGUAGAGGUCUGAAGAAACAGAGUCAUUUCUGACAGGUUAAUCAACUCGAGGGUAAGAAAUUAUUGUGCUAGAUCUGUAAACACAUUUGCAGCUUGCCUUGCAAGGGCAGCUUGUGAAGAUUAAACUGGCUGGGAAUAUUCUGAGCCCUAGGCACAGAGCACUCUGUGAGACAUGGCUAACAUAAAAUGCUCCAAGGUGGAACCUGCCAUCCAGCACAACCACGUAAAUCUGGAGUAACACAGGUUGCUUCGAGGAUGUUACUUCAUAUCCACUUCACCCAACAGAAGGACAGAAUUUGAAUGAAUUACCCAUGAACAGGGAAUAAAGGACAUGUCCAGUAAAUAAUACAUUUCUGGGUUUUCUGCCCUUCAUGACUCUCUCUCAUAAAUGUUUCAGCCUCAGUCUGAUUGCUGCUUCACUAUGUCAGCCAAAAAACCAAACUGAGCAGGUGCAUUUUGGUGUUGUUCACAUCUGAGGCUGUUAAGGCUCAGGGUGAGGCAGACACACAGGAAAAACCCCUGAUUUCUGAGUGUGACAUUGUCCUCUCCAGAGCCAUAACCGAAAUGCCCCAACACACAUUCUGUGACUGCUCUUGGUCAGAUAUGGCUUUUGUUUAUUUUUUAUCUAUUUCUGAACUGAAAAAUAGGGGAAGCAAUUUUAAAUUCAUAAAAAUCAGUUUGGUCCCAGAGUGUCAAUUGAAGCAUUUCGGCAUUUAUGGAAUGAUUCAUUUCACUCUGAAGAAGUCAGUAUGAAGUCUCACAGUAUUUCUCACCCUGCACAAUGCCGCCACAUAGGCUGGCACUUGACACCAACUUCUGAGUAGUUUUGGUUCCUCCAAAACUUAAUUUUUCGGGGGAUGUUCAUUCAGUGAGUAAUGAGUCAAAUUUAUCCCAACAUUACUGUUGGAUCCUUUCUAUUCACUUACUUUAUUCAGCAGCUGCACAAUCUCUGUAACAAUACCUUCCAGAGGUAAGAUACCUGAUUAGAACCAGCCUCUGUUCCCAUAACUUGCUGCAUGAGGUCAGGUUGUUGUCCCCAUGAUUGGAUGCACCCGGACACACCCCUACUGUGUCACAGAUGCUCCUGGUGCUCCUGACCAGCAAUUCAACACUAACUUGGGAGCAAAAUGCCUUAGUGAGAUUUGAAGAGCUACAUCCAUGACUGGAGACACACAGACUGUUAAGAAACAUCCUUUUCAGAAAAUCUGAAACUACUCAGUUUUAAUUUCAACUUUCUUGCUGAGCUGACCAUCGUAUUUUAAGCCUGUCAAAUGUGUUUUAUCAAUGUGAAAUACUGUUUAUUUUUGCUCAUUUUUGCACUCUCCAGAUCUUUACUGAGCAGACUCUUUCCGGCAUUUCGCCCCCGAUGUAGCUUAUUGUAAUUCAUUGCUCGUGACUGCCAAGAAAUGACAAUUCCAAAAUACAGUUAUUUUGCUCCUAGAAAUUCCAUCAUUUUCUCAUUAUAGCCAGUCCAGCAGAAAGCAACCAGAAAACUGAGAUGAGCCUCUUAAAUAGGGCAACGAUGAAACCUCAGUUAUAGAUUUGUGCAUAAUUCUGACAUGUCCAGCCACAAAAGAGUAACCUUAGUCUCAGUAGAACAAAUGACCACCUGCACAUUCUCACUGUCUGAGAAAUUACUUCCUCCAUCUUGUCCAUUCUGCUGUUAUUUGCUCUCCUGUGUUCUCCAUUAGGACUGUCUUUCCAUUGCCAAAACCAAGAAAAAAAGGAUACGUUCUUGCUGGAUGUAGACUUUGUCCUCGUGUAGGGGUUUUAUUCACUUUACUAUUUAUUUUGCAGGAAUGUUUUAAACAUUUUUAAUAGUAGAAUUACACUGAUGAGACCUAGUAAAGGAGUAGGUAUAAAUUACUCUUGCCCUUUUUGCAGCUUAAUAUUCCCUCAGUUCAGAGGGAGAAAUUGCUGGCCUGGCAGAACCAGAUCCACAAGGGGUGGGGCGUUUUAAUGGUACUGGCACAGCUGGAAUGAUCUGGCUGAUGGGUGUAGACAAAAAACAACAGUUUUUUGUUGUCAAGGGUCAAAAUGGUAAUUAUCUAGAGAGACAGCAUUCCAUUAUCUGCAAUACAUUUCCAAUGUUCAUUGGUAUUCCUACUGGGAAGCAGAAAAUUAGGGGCUAUCCAUACCUGUCAUCUACAGAGUCACCUUGAAACCCCAUAAUGAAAUAUCAAUAACUGAGGAUAGGUUUUUGCUAAAAAGAUUACUGACAGGCAUAAAAUAACAAUCACCAGUAGCUAUAAAUGCAUUUUAUGUCUUGGGUAUUUUCCUGGCAGACUAUAUAGUCUUUCACUGAGUUAGGCAGUAGCAGUCCUAGAUUUGGAUAACUUGUGUUCAGAAGAAUAGCAGAAUGUUUUUUGAGGUGCUGGAGGAAAAAAAGUGGAGCUUAUUUUUUAAAUCAGUGUACCAUAAUUCUCCUUGGUUAGCACAACAGCAUAAUUCCCUCCACAUAUUGAGUGGUCCAUUUCAGUUUAUUCUUUUUGCAAUAUGCUGUACGUAAAGAGGAAGGAGAUGAGAUAACUCUUCCUGGAGAAAAUCCAGAAUAUUAAUUAAAGAAAUGGCAUUUUGGCAUUCAUUCCUUACUUGCCGGAGUUCAUGCCCAUACUGGUAUUUCAUGUCUUGCUUUCCUGUUAAGAGCUUUCUAAGAUGACCUUCUCUACAAAUGUCUUUUUUUUUUUCUGCCUCUAGAGUUCCUAAAAACAGAGACACAACAUAACCACUUAUUUGGCACUAGAACAGUCACACAAGGUGGACCUGAGUGUCAGGUCAGCGGAACCCCCAGUGGGCUGGGUGACAGCAUGGGUUAGUGCUAGACAGACUGGAGGAACGGCAUCAGAUUUGGACCCAAAAGAUUAGAAGUCACAUUCCUAUACCUUGGCACAUUGUAUGUAAAGCCAGAGUGCUUGAAAAACAUUGAGUUUCUCAAAUUCAUGAGGUCAGUUUAGGAUUUGGAGUCUUUCAGACAGCAUAUCCAUAUACACCUUUUUUUUACGCCUUCUUGAUUUUUGAUUCAUGUUUUCAUGCUUUUCACUCUAUCACAUUAACUAAUUCAAAGUAAACAUGAAGGAUGUUUGAAAGUGGACACUCUCAUGUAAACCAUUUAUGCCAAUAGCUGUGACUUUAAUUAAAUCACUACAACAUCCAAAUGAACCACAUAUAGUCUGACACUUUGCUUCAGAGGCCUAGGACUGAAAAUAAAGAUUUUUUUUUUUAUCAACUCACAACUUGCAAAACCCUUUUUGCAAUUGCUAAUAAAUGCAGCAACAUCUGCUGGUCAAAGAAGUGGCACAACUUUUAAUUCCAAUCAGAGAUUCUGGACUGUUUAUUUUACGUACUCGGUUUAAUUCUGCUGCUGAGGUGGACAGUCAGUUAAAUGAGCCAUCCUCAUUCUCCUCCUUUUCACUGUUACCACUUUAGGAAGCAAAUAUGCUCAGUUCUACAAAUGAAAAUGUAAAAAACCAACCAACCCAAAGUUCAGUAUCAACACAUAAUACUGAAAACAAAAUAAGUGGCAGCCUAAUUUUAUAGUCACAGCUGAAAGAUCCUAUUCAUAACAGACUACUUUAAGACUGAGACUCUAUCAUAAAUAAGAAAUGACUCUUGAACAGUAGUUCAAGAUCCUUGUUCCAUUUCCAUUGUCAUCAAUCACUUUCCAAUCACAAAGAUGACAAUAAAGUCAGUUGUCAUUUUUACUCUGGAACUAAUAAAUUCCAAAAUGUCUUUUAAUGAGCCCUGGUUCUCCUCUACCACGGACAGGUGUGAAUCACACCUUUACACAAUGUGAACAGCUUCUGCCCCAUCUGUCACCCCUGUGCCUUUCUCCACCCAACCAGCAUCUUUGGCAACUCCCUGCCCUCCACGGAGUGCACUGCUUCAGUCUCCCAAGCUCCUGUCAGGUGGGAUGUUCUCCCUUUAUUCCCUUCUUACCCUAGCUGGUACAGGAAUAGCCACUCCAAAUACCCGCUUCCUUCCUUUGCUCCACGCAGAGAAACGAGCGCUACUUUUUUGACUUUUCCGUGGCUCCUUCCUCUCCUCACUCGGAAUCAAUGGAUCGUUCCGACCGCCUACCCUGACCUUCCUCACCCUGAUCCCGAUCUGAAUCCCCCCGAUCCCUCUCUCACAUCCCGCGAGUCCCCACCGGCCCCGCCGCGCCCCGGGAGGAGAGCUCCCUCCUCCCCACCCCGCGUCCCGCAGGAGCCGCCGCUGCCCUUCCCCCCGUGCCGGCUCCCGCCGCUUCCCGCCGCUAUGUCGGUGUUCCACGACGAGGUGGAGAUCGAGGACUUCGCGUACGAGGAAGAGACCGAGACCUACAGCCGUCCCUGCCCCUGCGGGGUCCGAAUCCUCAUCAGGCGGGUGAGGCCCGGCCGGGCGGGCCGGGAGCGGCCUCGGGCCGCGGGUGCGCCCGUGGUCCGUUCUGUGGCCGCUUUCCCGGGGCUCUUGCAGGAGAACCUGGAAUGCGGGGAGGACGUGGCCACUUGUCCCAGCUACACCAGAGUUCGACCCAAAAGGUGAUCUCUGCUUCCCAUCCAGAGUGUUUUUCACGUGUUCCUGCCACUUCCCGGAGGACUGAGAGCUUGUUGAAAGCAAGACAUCCCAGAGGAAAAGGUUCUUUCUUAUGAUGGGUCACAAGGAAGCAGAGCCCAACACCUUGUUGUGAGCAGCCUGGCCUGGGAACCUCUCUGAUCACUGCCUGUGUGACAUUCCAGCUCUGUUUCAGAGAGCAAAGGAAAUGGUGGGUCUUGGUCCACACUGAAGCCAAACUUGGAAACCUUGGUAAUUCCACAAAAUGGAAUCAGCACUAUCUGCCAAGCCUGAGCAUCAUGUUAUGUGUCAUCUUGAAUGAAACUGUACGAAAUUGUGUAUUUUUGAGAAAAGACAGACAUCUUCUUGUAAUUAGCAAAUUAUAGUCUUGUGGUUCUUAUUUUGCUUAUCAAGAUAUUUUCCAGUGUCAAGACCUAUUUUGUUUCACCCUUGCCUCUCAUUGCUGAUUUAAGAGUUGUUCUUGGCACUAGACAAUCCUAAGAGUUCUGUCACGGGCUACACUCAGAAGCAGCAGCUGGAGCUGAAACUGUUCAUUGUUUAUGUAAAACUAGAAGUUACUUCCUUAACAUCAGCACCAGGCUCUGUUCCUGGGCUUGUACGUGUGCAUAUUUACGCAGACACCACAGACUGACCACAAUUUGUUACUCUAGGAAAUUAACGUUCCCUUUGCUUCUGCAAAUAAAGGGAUCAACAGCACACUGCCCUGAAGAAGCAGCUCUUGCCUCUGUCUGGGAGCUUGCUAGGGCAGCUGGUGAUCCAUCAGCUGAACUGCAUGAGCUCAGGAAGCAUGGAUGCUCAAUCAGACUUAAGCGGCCUUCCAAUGGUUUGGUGACUGAUUGGUAAGUGAAGGCAGAUCCUGGCAGCACAGAUGAUGAGUUUUCAAUGGGUAUGACACAUACACGAACUAGAUAAGACAACAGAAAGGCAGGGGUUUAGAUGGACAACUUGUCUGAUGAGAAAUUUACUGCAAGGCUUAUUUUUUAAUUGACAUGAUGAAUUUUAUGCAUCUACCUGCUUGAAAUACUCUGAUUAUGAAACUCUUUGUUCACUGCUUGGCUCUUGAAUUCUAAGCGGGCAAAGUGUGUGCUAAUAAGAGGGAAAGAAAGAGAAGAUGACAGAAUGCAGUGACCUGUUGUCUCUGUAGGACUGUUUUGCAUUAAACAUUUUGGUUUGACUACAGCUUUUGAUCGCUUUUGGUUCGUUCAGUAAUCCCAAACUGUAUGUAUAAAAAGAGAUUGACAGAAAUAGCCUCCCAGUGGCUCAUACUCAGGUGUAAAUAUCUGAUGCUCUCAAUCUUGAGAGAUGAACUCCUGAUAGUCAAAGUAACAUCUGAUUUUCUUUCAGCGCUGAGGUUAAAUUUUUUAUGUAAUUACUACAUUAAAUGAUGAAAAAGAGACUGCAAAAAACCCCCAGUUUUCACCUAGUAGCAUAUUAAGUUAAGAAAAAAAUACAGUGAAAAAUAUAAUACUAAAGGAUGUAAUCCUCUAAAGCUCAUUUAUGCCUGUAACAAUACAAAUGACAUUAUUAGAUUAUUUGUUGUCAGUCUGUAAGACUGAGGGAUUAAUAAAUGUGGGAGCAAUAAGCAGCUGUGAGCUGCCUGAAGUGUGUGCCAGAGAUCACGCUUUCCAGAGACUCUCCUUUCCAGGAAUUCUACUUCUGUAGUCCCUAUUCAGACCUUUCCACUGAAACCAAUAGAAAUUAUGGCAAAGGUCUACAAAAUCAAGCCUCCUAUAAGAUGUCAGUGGAGGCAGAGUCCUACUCUACAUUUCUGUAAGACUGUUAGGUGAUGGCUAAAUGAGAAUAUUGCCACUGGAGGCUUUCUGACUGGGUUCUCUGCAGACCAGCUGUGCUGCAGCAUGAAGAAAAUGAGACAUUAACAAAUCAUCACACAAUGAAGAAAAUUAAAAUACAUUUAACUGUGCACUGAUAUACUUUAUUCAGGGCCGACGUGCAGUUUGCAUAGCUUAAAAACACGAGCUUAAAAACAUGUGACCAAUGUUUGCGAAACACUCCUUUUUUUACUCUCUUCCAAUACGUUUGCAAUUUGAAUCAAACUGAUGGAGAUAAAAUGAGAUAAAAAGUCAGAAUCUGAAAGCUCUCUCUCAUGUGUCACCUUCCAGCUGUUAUGGAAACCUAGGCUGUUACUGUUCUUGUCUCAGGUGCCUGAGCAUAGCUCCAUUCCUUCCUGAGGAAAUCUGUAAUGGAAGCUAUUGGGUUUUAAUCAGCAGACAGUAUAACAGCUCAAUCAGCAUCUCUAAGGGAGGACCUGGAGGCACUUAUAUGUGGACUGAGAGAUACCCUGAACAUUUCUGUGCUGCAGGAUUUAUCAUGAACGUUGCUCUAACCUUCCUUCCCCCUGUUUAAACUUCAGGUUAACACAGAGAGAGAAACGCUGCCAUUGUGUUUUUCUGCGUCAGUGAUGGCACCCACCUCACCCACCAGGACAAACCCCAACCAUCGGCCAGCACUGACUGCUUCGACUGGGUCUUGGUUUAAAAGUAUGUUUAAUAAUACUUCAAGUCUUUAUUUUCUUCCAUUUGUCAUUAGCUGGGAGAGGAAUAAACCAGGCUGUUUAGUUAAAGUGUUGUCAACCAUAAGGUGACCUGUUCUUGAAUCUGACCUUUUAGCUCAGCUUCACGGGUGGGUUUGGCUCAAAGCAUUCAUUAUGCCUGGAUUGCCAAAUUCAAGGAAACAGGUGGAGUUAGACUAUAAGAUGUUUAUUUGUGUUUUGCUGGAAUUCCUUUGUUCUUGCCCAAGGCUAUACUUUGGAGGCCUUCAAAGUUUAAACUGCUUCGUUCUUGCAUGGAACAUUCUGUUCUUAUGUUUCUCUCCUGUCAGUGGGAAUUAGCAGAACCUGGAAUGUUGACCCUGUCUAAAUACAGAGCUGAAAGCAUGUUUUGUGAUGCUGAAGCCAUCACUAUUGCAUGAAAGAUGGGCAAAAAUGAGGAAAACACACCAGCACCCUUAGCAGAGACUCUUUGUUGAGCCCAUUCCCAUGAGGAGAAGGUUUCAGCAGAUGGACCCAACCACAGGGGCAGGGUGUAAACGACCACAAUAAGGAAAUAGUAUUGGUACAACCAACCAAUGCAUUUAAAAGGUAUAAAGGAAGGAAUCUAGGAAAAACAGGGAUAAAUGCUUUCCCUUUGGGGCUUUUUUUGUGUGUAAUAAUAAGCUGUGUUUAUAUUAGAGGGAAGUGUGCUCCAUGGCAUGGUACACAAUCUGUGUACCCUGGAUGUCGCUGUACAGAGACCUCUUAGACCACCUUGUAGCUCCCUUCUGGCCUGUGCUCUGGAGUUUAGUUUGCUUGGAAAUCAAACACACAUUCACUCUAUUACUAAACAAAAGAAGUAUUUUAACAAUUAUUUUCUAAAUGGUACCGAACCAUAUAUUUUCAUUUUAUUGUUGGAAGAGGUAUUAGGUAAUGUAUUUUUCUAUUGUACGUAUAUCUACAGCAAACCUUACUUUCUACAUUUUUAUCAUUAUGUUAAAAAGUAACAUAAGAUGAAGAUGUCCAUGUCUCUGAAAUUUAAUUCCAAACAUCUCCUUUCUAAACCAAAAAUCUUUUCAUUCUUCUUUGCGAUACAUCCCACUUCUGUUCAAUUACCAUAUUUAUAUACACAUUUUUUUAACAUUAACCCAAAUGCUGAAGGAAUGAUAUUCCUAGUGUAGUGUCCAAAAUAAAAUAAAUAAUACAUAAUUUAAAAUCUGGAAUACUUAUAAUUUUAAAUAAAGGAAUCAUGUGUCAAUAAAAUAGCAUUUUACUCAGCUGUUAUGCAAUUCAAAAAAUUCUCUUUUCUCACCCUAAAUUUGGGCAAUGGUCAGGGAUCACUUCGUGCUCUGGAAGAGGUUGCUACCAUCUUCUCAGAUGAAAGUUGAAGCAUUUUAAGAAUGUCACAGGAAAUUUUAAGCAACACUGCAGAAAUAGUAUUAGAUUCUGAUGCUAUCAAAGAAAGCAGGAGUAAUAAUCAGGAUGAUUGAAGUGAUGCCUGAAUAUAGUGUGGAAUUUGUAGCACUUGAAGUAGACAGGGAACUAGACACUGGGAAAAAUUUUGGACAACACUGCAAACAUGAUUUUUGUGUCUUCUGUUGUAACCAAUUUUAUAUGCUCAAUAUCAGUUUAUUAUGAUUUACCAAGAGCAGGUGACUGGAAGGCUCCGAGCAGAAUAUUCUGUUAUUCCUUCCUUUCUCUAAACAAUGUGCUGUACAUUAAAAAAAACCACAAUUUUUUCUCUUGAAAAACAUCUCAAAACCUAACUAAAUUUCCUUAAUGAUGCCCCCCCCUUUAAUAAAUACAUAGGAUCAUGACUGAUUUAUACUAUAAAUGCUGAUGUGCGAAGACUCCCAAAUCUUUGUUCUUCUGUCUUAGCUGGCUCUUGGGAAGUGUCAUCAUUAUUGAUUUUAACUCCAAAAUUGAAAGUACCCUAACAAAAUACUAAAGUAGAAGUCUGCUUGGCUGCUGCAUGCUGUGUGAGACCAUUCUUGCUACCUAACCUCAACUCUCAUUCACCCCUUUGAAAGACAGCAGGUCAGCAGCAAUGCAGGCUCUACAGAAGAAGUUUCUCUAGGAAAUUUGGUCUUUUGAGGACCAGCCUGGAGAGCCAUGACAGCAAGAAUCUACAGUUCCUUCUUGGCUAAAACUCACAGAGUGAAAGACUUAACUGAGGCUGCAAGCAAAUGGAAGCAAGCACCAGUAUUUUCUUCCUGGGCAGCCACUGUUGAAAACUGUUGUUUCCCUUCACUUGCUGUUUUCUGCCAGCACUUCGGUUACUGUAGUAAUAAUAAUAAACUCAGCCCAUGGCUUUACAAGAGCAAAUGGAUGCCACCAAUUCUGCUUAUAAUUCUCUGCAAAUAAGCAGAGAAGCUAAGCUGUUACCCUUCUUUCCACCACAAAAGUUUCCUCAGGAGUUGUUCCUAAAUGUCAUUAAAACAAAACAAAAAGUUGUUUUUUCAGUCUCAUUCUCCCAUCCAAAAUAGAUUGUGGACUGAGGAUUUAAGGAAGGGUGUGCCAAACGCUGAGGACUGUUAGUAUUCCAAGUCGAUUAGUGCCUAAUUAAGUGCUACUUUAUGCUCUGUGUAAUCUCAUAGAGGGUAGAAAUUUGACUCAGGCUAGUUGGAAAACAAAGUUUUUGCUAUUACAUGUGGAAACAUCUACUACUUUUAUACAUAUAAAACUUACUUUUUUUUUAUAUGAGUCGAGUGCACUGUUAAACAAGGCUAAACUCUUAUCCUGGUUUGGCUGGCUUCCUCUUACAGUUUCAAAAGUCUCACAAACAUUAAUUUUCCUGUAUCCUCCGAAGUCACAGAAUAUGCUGAAGACAGGCUGUCUGGAAGCCAAUUUUCCAUGUUGUUUCAAAGGGCAAACUUAACUGUCUUCUGCAAUAGCAGAGUUGAGAGAAUCUAUUGGUGCUCAGUCUCUUUAUUCCCUGCUUCUCAGAAUAAAUAGAAAUUUUAGCUAGAGCUGAAUAAACGAGGAGCCAGGCUUUUAGAUAAGAGACCUUCCUAACUUCCCUGCAUGCUACAGCAAACACAAACAUCUUUCUUGUCCAUGCAGGAAAUGCAUCUUAAAUCCCAAGCAGAAGUAAUGUUAAAUUUUGGAGACUUGACCUCCACAGAGACUUGUCAGUCAUCUCUGAUGUAGCCCAUGGGAACGUUCAAAUUGCCACACCUGAUUUGCGUUCUUGUUACACACAGACAAAACCAAGUCCAUCUCAUCUUCACUCUUUGCUGCCUCCAUGCAUUUGCUAGAAAGGACGUGGACAAUCAUUCCAUUCUACAAGGUGAGAGAAGAAGGGAAAGAAAGAACAAAAUAAAAAUAAAGGAUUUCCAGUAAAAGCUAGAAAAUUUUUAUAUACAGCAGAUCACCAGUAAGGACUUGUUGUUCAAAUAUUUUUAAGUAUUACUCCAAACACAAUGAGUAGGUUUAACUUUGUGCUCAGAGCAUGGUAAAUAUUCAUAGUUCGUUCUGAAGCUGACAGGAGUGGUAGGUGCAGAAUUCUUUUCCACCACUAUUUGUUUCCUGUGGCUACAGAUUGUCAUCAGCAUCAGCCUUGCUACUACCAGCCACAAAAUUUCACAGUGCUUCCCUUAGGAAUCAAACCAAAUUACAGCAGGAACUGUCCCAGAGGCUUUCUGCAUCCCAACAACUACAGUAACUGCUGUUUUCCAGCUGUCCCAGAGCAUGAGGUUAUUCAGUCCUGUAGGAGUUCCUGCUGGGUGAAGUCCACUGAGUAAUACUGAAUUCCUCUGAUAUUGCUCUUCUCUUACAGUACAGGAGGAAAUUUAAUGUUUCCCACUAAGAGCUCCUCACAAAGGGCUCUCAUUUGGGAGGGUUCAGGAUUCCCAGACCCUUUCUCUAUCCAAAAGAAGUCAGCAAAGAUUCACCCUGCUCUUAUUUUCACAACCACUGAUUCUGAUUCUAUCCUAUAAGACAAACAGUGAAAACAAGAACAUAGGAAUAAAGUUAGGAUCUCUGUACUUUGUAUUUCUAAAUGAAAUGUAUUUCAUAUAGUGUAAGUGGGCAAGAGGCAUCCUAUCCUAAGUUUUCUGGCUGAAAAUGGUACAGAAGUGAAACUUGCCCUUCAAAUACCUCAUCCCUUCCCCACAUGAAUGCCAGUGAUCCACCUCAUCCCUUCCCCACAUGAAUCACCCAGUGAUCCCACAGUCACCAUCAGCUGCCUUCCCCUCACAGCAGAGACACUACUGACCUCCUGGACAUCCCAGUGCUGGUGGCUGUUGUCUAUCUCCUUUGUACAGUUUUGAGGGAUAACCUUCCCGUGUCUGACAUCAAAGCAAAACAGUGGAGCAGAACCAAGCCGGAUUUCCUUCAUGCUGUUAUAUUCAAAGUGCUGGAAGAGGGAGGGUUUGUUUGAACAAUGAUGGACAGACAUCCCAAUUAAUUUCUAAAUGCUAAUUCCAAAAACAAUUUCCUGUACAUGUUUGUUAAGAUGCAACCCAAACAUGAGUGACAGAGACCCAACAACCUUGACCCUUCAAAGCAAUCCCCCCUGCUAGCUAAUUCUGGCAUAACUAUUUACCUAAGAAAAGGCCUUGUGAACUGCAAUUAUGUAUAAAGUAAACCCAUCCUGUAAUAAAAUUUUCUAGUUUAAUAAAUAUUUGAAUAGAAGGGUGUUUCUGGCAGUGUCCUCACACAAUGCAGUUAGAAAUGUGCCUGCAGCUCACCCUGAGCUCAGUGUGAGCAGGAAAACUUGCCUGGGACUUGGAAUAAAUAUCUGCAGUCAGUCUACAUUGGUUUGGCUUCUUUUAAAGCAUGAACUUUCUAGACUAAUUUCAGUUUGGGAGUCUACAUGAAUUUUCCUCCUGCUUUACACUGCAGUGUAGACACUAAACUUCAGUUUUAGUCACUAAUGGGGGAAACCCAUUCCCAUUAUUCUGGAACUGUUAUGUAUUUUUUACUCACACGCUUUCUGUUCCCCAGACACUACCAAAUAUACCAAACAAAUAGGCACUUAAUGAUGUGUGCUGGAGCAAAGUGUGUCUAUCAGUGACACAUGAAACAUUGCCAUUUUUCAAAUUACUCAUCUUCAGAAGUGUGGGCGUCAUUACCUUAACAUAUGCCUAAUUCUGAACACAUCAGUUAUUUCCAUGAGUGUCAACCCAGCUACUUACACGUUGGAGUGACUGUCUUCAGGAUGGUUCCCUAGAUCUGACACAAUGCCUGUAUACUCAAAGUAUACAUUACCUGGGUGAGACUGUCACUGCAAGGUGAGAGUUUGAUAGAGCUUUCUGCAGUGGCUUUUCCAGGUCUGUAAUCUGCACAGAAGCCAACACCAGUAUUGUAAAGCUGUAAGUAAAGAUUUAUACUGACAUAACUCACAAUUGGAUACAACCAAAAUAUCCUUCAGCUAACAUUUUGUAAUUGUAUCCCUUUAUGAUACGUUUUUGUUCAUAAUUCAGGCACUACUUUUUUCCAGCAUAGAUCUUGAAUAUUGAUCUUGCAAACUGAUCUGAUAUAAAAGACAGAGUUUCAUCACUGCUACCCAGUGAGUUUUGUUUAAAUUGGAGAUACCCACUCCUGGUUUUAACUAUUAUGAUAAUGGAAAGAAAUCUUUCAAACUUUUUAUGCUAAUGGAAAAUUGCACUUCAACCGGACACUGUAGUCAGAAAAAACCCGAGAUGUUCCAAAAGAAAAGAAACGUGACAAUUUCUGUCAUCUACACUCGGUUCUUGCACUCUUCUCAAGCAAACUUGGAAAAUAAAGAGCAGACAAAAUAGUAAAAGGACACAGUAAAACCCAGCUCCAGAUAGCAGACUGUGAAUUAAUUAGUAGACCUUGUUGCCUUUUUGGGGGAAACUCCCUUCUGUUAAGGCUGCUGGGAAUAAAUUGAUGUUUAAUGAAUUAUAAUUAUCAACUAUGAGUUAUUUUAAAAAAAACCAAAAAACAACAUUGAGAAUAUUGCCUCCUGUACACAGUCAGCCAAGGAACUGCUAUUGCUAUCACUUCUGUCCUUGGGAGAAGCGCAGAACUGAAGAAAUGCUUUUUUCUCUUUGUGCACAUGGAUCAGCACAGAGAUAUCUCAGCUGCUGUUGCUGUUGCCAUCUGCAUGAGGCAACACAAUUCUUUUCCUUUACUAAUAGCACCUUAAAAACCUAGGAUCCUCUGAGCUGUGACACUGAACUGAGUCAGACAAUCUGGGUUCAGUUCCUGGCUGUGUUUCAACAUCUAUGUGAGAUGUGUGCUAGCCCUUUGUCUCUGUCCUUUUCUUUCUCCUCCCACCCUUGUUGCAUUGUCUGUUUGGACAAUAAAGGUUUCAAAGCAGGAACAGCCUCUCACUCACUCUAUGCUCCCUGAGUACACGGAAAUGGCAGUGGAGUCUUUGAACAGUGAAAAACACUGAUCAUUCUUUAUAGGAUGUUUUCUCUUACCUUGCCAGAGAAUCUUGGCAUGUCCCCAGGUUGGGAGAGUUCAGGGUACACAUUUGAUACAAACCACUGGAAAUUUCUACAGCCCAGUCUCUUCUGUAGCUGGAGGCGCUCGCUGCAGUCUGGCUUCUCUG
Pseudopipra pipra is the source of this 20194-nucleotide messenger RNA. Its product is annotated as diphthamide biosynthesis protein 3-like. NCBI's taxonomy places the organism in Eukaryota, Metazoa, Chordata, Aves, Passeriformes, Pipridae. The transcript has 2 exons. The record is from RefSeq and is a predicted model, not a curated record. The coding region runs from base 10884 to 11150 and encodes 88 amino acids.